Molecule: messenger RNA, 6078 nt
Organism: Drosophila ficusphila
Lineage: Eukaryota; Metazoa; Arthropoda; Insecta; Diptera; Drosophilidae
Gene: Cep290
Product: centrosomal protein cep290
Exons: 14
Coding region: 73-6036 (1987 amino acids)
Source: RefSeq, a predicted model, not a curated record
CCGAAAAAUCGGGUGAAAAUUUUCACUCAGAACGUGAGGAACCGCCGCGGAGCGAGGCCAUGAGCCACCAGGAUGAGCAUGGACAUACCAGAGACCGUUUCCCUGCGCAAGUUCCGCGACUUCUCGGCGCGCCAGAAGCAGGAGCUGUACGAAACGCUCCUCGAGCUGGCCGAGUCCAUCGAGGAGCUGCCCAAGAAGUCGCUGCGGAAGACCCUCGAACUCACCCUGGCUGUUCUCGAGUACAAGGGCGAGCAGGUGCAGCGCCUCCAGGAGCAGACUGCCGGCGGAGGCGGAGGAACCUCUGACCGCCGCCUGCAGGACGAGAACGAGAAGCUGAAGCGAAUGCUGCAGAAGCUGGAGGACGAACGCGAUGGCCUGAAAACCAAGUCAAAGGAGUUAGGGGAGGAAAUCCGACAACUGGAACUGCGAUUAAGGGAGGCGGCCCAGCAGGCGGAGGCCAGUGACAAGGACUCCUCGGAUCCUUUGUCUGAACUGGACAAGCAGGAGCAACUACUGCAAAAUAUAGACUCCAAAAAUAAACACAUAAAGAGGCUACUGAAGGAAAUAGAGACUCUCCAAAAUCAAAACAUAGCUCAAUCAAAGACCAUCGUACUCCAUGAACGGGAACUGCAGAACAUCAAGGCCAAUCUUGUGCAGCUCAGCCAGGACAUCACCAAAGUGGAACAGGAGCGCAAGUGCCUGAAGCAAAAGGAGCAGCUGCAGGGUCUGGAAAUCGCCAGACUGGAGGGAAAUGUUACCUUCUUGGAGGUGGAACGCGAGAAACAGGAGCUGGAAAUGCGGCAGUUCCUGGACAAAUACGAGACCAAGGCCUUGGGUUGGAGGCAGGAGCUCGAGGAUCGGGAAAAGGAGGUGGAACGCCUCAGGAAACAACUGGAGGGAAAGAGCAUCAGCUCAGUUCAGACCACUUCAUCCAGCAGUCAAAGCCAACAGGAGGAGGAGCAUGUGAAACUAAGACAUCUGCUUGAAUGCCGAGAGCAGCAGAUUGAGAAGCUGGAGGCGAGGCUCAAGUCGAUGGCCGAGGAGAUGGUGACCUCCACGAAGGUGAUGAACCAGUUGUGCCUCGAAAAGGAGCGCUCCCAGGAUCCCGAGCAGCCGCGUGCCUGCUGCCAGAUGAUCGAGGAGCGGCUUCAGGUGGCCAACGCCCGGAGUCAGCAGCUCUCGGAAAUGCUGGAGGCCGCCGAGCAGGACAAUGUGCUGAAGUCCAAGCAGGCUCUGCACGCCCUGAGUGCUCUGGAGUGCUACAAACGAGGCGAGGAUGGUCUGAUUCCAGCUUUGAGACGCUGCUCGGGAUUGGAGCAAAAGCUGGCGGCACGCGAGAAGCAGCUGAGAACCUACAUCCAGGAGCUGAAUUCCCUGCACGAAGUUGUCCAGGAAAACGAGCUGCUGCGUCGGCGACUCAAAAUACCCGAUGAUGUGGUGAUCCUGGCCAAAAAUGUGCACUCCAAGCAGCGUAAUAAGGAUAAGCAGAUCGAGAGAUUGACCCUCAAAUUAAGGACUUCCGAGGAACUGCGUCUGCAACUGAAGUUGGACAAGAGUGAAUUGAGGCGCAAGCUUCUGGAGCUGCAACCGGAUCAGCCACAGGACUUGGAUGUAUCCCUGCAGCCUCCCAGUGAAGUUGGGGAAGUUCCGGCCAGUGCUCCCCUGGAGAAUUCCCCCAGACGUGGUCAAGGUGAUGGAGCCGCCAGUUCAGAGAUGCAAAAUCGCUACGAUGAAGUUCUGGCCGAGAACGAAACACUGCGCUCUGGGAUGUACGAAAUUCUGGAGAAGCUAAGGGAGUACGAUGCCACUUCAGAACACAUAACCAUUGAUUCAGAGCUGCUGCGCCGUCUAAUCGAAGCUCUUCCGAGUGGAACAGCCACUCCCCAACGACUUCAGGGUCAACUUCAAGAACUGAAAGCCAGAGAAGAGGCUCUUCGCCAACUUUUGCAGCAGCAAAACUACAGCGAAUCGGAAACGGGGGAACUGUCUUCCGUCCAGAGCCUCUGCGAUGUCCCUGAAAUGCCAGAUGAACAUCCGGAAGAUGUGAAUCCCAUUGUUAAUACUGCCACGAGACCAAGUUCUCCGACUGAAGCCACAGAGGGACUAAUGAGACCUGUGAUCCCUGAUCCCGAAACAGAACCUAAAUCUGAGGUAUUGGCGGAACUCUCCAUCCUUCGCAAACAUUAUGAGGAACUACGUCUUCACAUGUCCGCCGAUGGCAGUGAACUCUUGAACCAAAACCAACAGCUUCACGAUAAACUGAUCAGUUUGGAGUUGCAGCUGGAAAAGCAAGAAAAUUCCUAUAGUUAUAUGAGGAGGGAUUACGAUGAACUCCUGAGUCGAACAAGAAAACAAGAAGUAGCCUCUAUAGAGGAUAAGGCAGCCUUGGCCAGGCAAUUGGAGGAAAAGAAGAGUGAGUUACUCGACACUCAGAACCAAUUGGAGGAAGUCAAAAGGAGGAAUUUAUACACCGCCGAGGAGCAACAGAAAUUAGAGCAACGAAAUGCCAUUUUGAGCAUGCAACUUGCUCAGGCGGUUGAACAACUCUUAGGAGAGCUAAAACCCUCUGAAAUAUGUGCUGAAUAUGGCAUUAUUAAGGAUAAUUAUCAGCUGGAUUAUGUCACAGCAGAGGAGUUUGAGAACCAGAAACAGGAGUUGGUAAAUUGGAAAAGCAAACAGGCGGAGUUGCAGAGGGAAACCAAGAAUUUAGAGGGUCUACUCCAGAUUGCCAAUGGACAGAUCCACUCGCAGCAAAAGUUACUCAAUGAGAUUACAGACAACCAUAUUAAUCUGCGCCAUUUGGUUGCUGAUCUACAGAGUAGUUCCGAUGAAAAACUGAUGCUGGCUAAAGUGCAAAGGGAUUUGGAUAGUGCUAAAGCUGACUGCUCUCGCUUGGAAACAGAGCGAGAGCAACUGCAGCAAAAGGCGGACUCCUUGCAAACGCAACUCUUUGCCAGCGAAUUAUCCUUGAAACAGGCGCAACAGGACUUCCAAAAGGAGCGCACCAAUAGCGAUAUUAAGCACAAAUUCCUCCAGCAUUCGUUGUUUAUGCUCAAAGAUAAAUAUGCCAAAUUCACGCCACUGGUCUUCCUCACCAACUUUGUGUUCGCCUACCAGAAAUUCCAGCGUCGCCUGGAGGAGGAGCAAGUGCACCAGGGAACUGCUGAUCACACUGCCCUCGUUGAUGAAGUAACCGCGGUGGUUCAGGCCAAGAUGGGAUCCAAGGAGGAGAGUUCUCAGCAGCUGGUGAAGCUCAUCAAGUCGGAAACCCAAACGAGGCUCUUGGAGCAACGCUGUGAGAUCCUGCAGACCAAACAGGAGGAGCUCCUCCGGGAACUGAGUGAAUUGAGGCUGCGACAAGCCACCGAAACGGAGCAUUGGAGUACCAUUCAGGCUUUGUUCGGUGAGGGAGUUACUCCAACUCAAUCCCAAUCCCAAUCCAAGGUGGAUGCGGAAACCAAUACGGAUGCAGUGACUCCUAUCCCAGCCAUGAGAAGAGCUGCCCAGCUGAUAGACAGGCAAUCCUCGCCCAUUGGUUCACCUUUGAGAAAGCAUCCACCUUUGGAUACUGCGACUCAAACUCAGGAAGAUUCAGUUAAGCUUUCGGAGACGGCAGUCCAGACAAAUGGCAUUCUUGGCCAGCAAAAUCAAGCCGUUCAAACCGCAGACGCUGUGGAGGAAACCAAGAGAGAUUCCCACUUGGAAUUGCAGAAAAUGCAGGAAACACUUCAGGAAGCCAACCAACGCAUCGAGGUUCUUGGCAAACAAUUGGAGGCUUCCAGAUCGGAAAGCCGCGAAUCCGAGAGUCCUCACAGUGGAGUGGUGGAAAAGACCAUACUCUCUUUCCACACUCUGCUCCUGGAAAAGGAUCAGUCCAUACAAAAGUACCAGGACCUUCUGCAAACCGAAAGGGAUCAAAAUCAACAGGCUAUCAGCAAACAGGCGGCUGAAAAUGAAUCCCUAAGAGCCACAGUCAAUAACCUUAAUUUUAAUAUCAAGACCAAGGAUGCGGAGAUUCAGGAGCUCAAGGGGAAGUUGGAGCAGCAGCCACAGAAACCCAAGGCAGUUUUGGAGCGAACUCCAACCUCGGAUUCCACUUCCAGUUCAGAAAGUUCAGUCAAUGAACUUACGGAUGAGAAAAUCGAGGAGUUGUUUGAAAGUAGUUCCGUGGAAAGACCCCACGAAGAAGUGGAGGUUCAUGUGGCGGCGGAAAAUCCUGUGAUUGAAGAACCAGAAGGUGAGGAGGAGAAACAGGACACUGAGGAGCUUAAGGAACUGCCCACACUGCACAAACAAAUCAGGGAAUUAAAGGACAAACUGGAGUACAGCGAGAAGAACCUCAAAACAAGGGAAGAGGAAGUGGAGAUACUGAAAGAAAAGCUAAAACUCUGCCAGGAAAGGGAAAAGUCGGUGGAAAGCACUGUUAAUCCAGAGCUAGAUCAGUUACGCAUUUUCCUCGAUGAGAAGGAUAAGCACAUUAAGGAUCUGAUGGACACUCUAAAGAACUUCCAUGACGACCAGCAGCGCUAUAUCAAAGACACUUCCAAUUUCUCCGAGGAUCAGAUAGCCAAGUUGGCCGCCGAUCUCAACCGCACAGAAGCCACUAACAAGAUAUAUCACACCCAAAUGGAGGCACUGCGUCGCCAGCUGGCGAAUGUGACCCAACGGGAGAAACAAGCCAGAGAUCUGAGUCAAUCUCUUCGCCAGCAGUUGCUCAAACGUCCAGUGGUUUCCAUUAAAACAGAGCUAAAUGCGCGGGUCAAGAAUGAAAACCAGCAGAAGCGAAUCCAGCAGUUGGAGGCGGACUUGGACGAGGCACGUGGUCAACUGCAGAGGCAGCAGACCCUUUUGGAGGCCAAACGCACCAGGAGUGCCAAUGAGGUGCAGCUCUGGGAGAAGCAGAAGAGGUACCAACAGCAGGCGGAGAAAACGAAGGCGAGAUUGGAGGAAACCGAGUUGGCACUGGACAAGACCAGAUCUCUUCUCCAGGCAGCUCGCACCACAAUUGCGCGUUUGGAGAAGGAUAAGCAGAUAAUGGAGUCCAAGCUGGGCAGAAAUGGUCCCGCGAGCAAUGGCUCUGGAAAUACUCUCAAGUGCUGCCGCACUCCAUCCUGCCCGAAUCUCCAGCACGUGGGAGUGGGCAACAAGUUCACGCCCUCGCCCUCGGAAAGUCCGGAAACCUACACGGGUCCCAGUAGCGAGUGCAGUUCGCCGGCUCAUCGUUCCCAGCCGCCCAAUGGGCACUUCUUCGACCAGAGCCAGGUGGACCUCAUCGAGGCGCUCAAGUCCCGCAUCGAGCUGCAGCAGCGCAAGAUCAUCGCCAUGGAACUGGAGGGCAGGGGCAGCAAUGCCCUGACCACGGAGCUCGAGAAGAUGCAGGAGCGCUGCCAGGCGAUUGAAGCGCAGAACAUCCGACUGGAGGCCAGGAAUCUCCAGCUGCAGUUGGACUCGGAUCUUCUGAGGCAGGGCGACAGCAGUGAUCGACUGCAGAAGAGGAUCAAGCACCUGGAGGAUUAUAUCCUGGCCCUGAAAGAGGAGAUGGCCCGCAAUGAAUCCCGCAGAGAAUUGUGCAAGUGCAGUGGCCUAAAAGUGAACACCAAUCAGGGACAAUCUGCGGAGCAGACGAUCCUUUCGCUUCGGAAUCUUGUGGAGAAAUUGCGAUCGGAAAACAAGUUCCUCAAGGAUGGUCGACGUUCCACGGAGUCCAGGAGCUCUACGGAUUCCACUCCGCCGGAGGCGGCACGACUGCAGCAGCAGAAUGCAGAGGCAAUGGAAAAGAUUGCCGCACUGCAGCAGGAGCUGCAAAAGCGGACGAAAUGCAGCCAGUGCGGUGGUCGCAGUAAGGACGCGGCAAACGAAGAGCUUAAGUUCAUCAAGGAGCAGUUGGUGAAGAAGACGCAGCUUCUGCAGAAAGCAAAGGUCCUGUUGACUCGAGCAGCCGCAAAGGAAAAAGUGUUGAGGGAACAACUCGCCUUGUGGAAACGAAAAUGCUCCGAACUGCAAAAUGUGCCCGUGAUCGAUGAAAUUAGCGAAUAACGAAUUUUUUUAUAAUAAGAUAAAUGUUGUACAGCGAAUGAA